Messenger RNA from Diachasmimorpha longicaudata, 2188 nucleotides. Its product is annotated as putative serine protease K12H4.7. The record is from RefSeq and is a predicted model, not a curated record. The transcript has 5 exons. Gene Ontology annotation, biological process: proteolysis. The coding region runs from base 382 to 1866 and encodes 494 amino acids. Lineage: Eukaryota; Metazoa; Arthropoda; Insecta; Hymenoptera; Braconidae. Gene Ontology annotation, molecular function: serine-type exopeptidase activity; dipeptidyl-peptidase activity.
GAAAUUCUUACUCUGAUGAUACCUCACAUCGUUUCUUUGUCUAUCCUCUCCGAUCAUCCCUUGACGGUAUAAUCAGUGCAAACAAAAAUCUAAAAUAUUAACGGUCGCAAAACAACAGUAGUCGGCGUCAUAAAAAUUUGAUAGUAAUAAUAAUAAUGAUAAUCUAAAAAAGAAGAAGACUGUAUCCUCUUCAGCGACUAUUACAGCCAAACUAACCCCUCCGUAUGAAAACAUUUCGUCCUACACCUCGUAAUUAAUUUUCCCAUUUAUUUUUAGUUACUUAUCAUUGUUUACGGCCGUUCGUCGACCCCUGGAACUGAUAAAUCGCGUUCUAAAUCUCCCCAUCGUGUUCAGUAGUGAAAAUCACUAGUUGCAGCAACGAUGAAGAGCUCCGGUAGUUUUAUUAUAUUUCUGCUUGUACUUUUCUGUGAUUAUUCCUUGGCAUGGAAAAAUUUCUUUAGAGGAAGAAGUAAACAUGGGCUUGGAGACCCGAAAUUAUCCAGAUAUCACCAAUUACCAAAGGACAGCUGGUUCACCCAGAAUUUGAACCAUUUUGAUCCCACAAAUAUGCGAACAUGGCAACAGAGAUACUUCGUCAACGAAGAGUUUUACAAGAAAGGCGGUCCAGUCUUCCUCUUGAUCGGAGGAGAAGGAGAUGCCAGCGCAAAAUGGAUGGUCGAAGGCCAAUGGAUCACGUACGCAGAACAAUAUGGAGCCAUGUGCUUCCAACUGGAGCAUCGCUUUUACGGAAAAAGUCAUCCGACUUCAGAUUUGAGUGUUAAAAAUCUCGUGUACUUGACCUCGCAGCAAGCCCUGGCAGAUUUAGCAUACUUCAUCGAGGGAAUGACACACAAACAUCAAAUUCCUGCAGACACCAAGUGGAUUGUCUUCGGAGGUUCCUACCCCGGAUCCCUAGCUGCUUGGGCUCGCGUCAGAUAUCCUCACCUGAUUCAUGGUGCUGUCUCCACCAGCGGUCCUCUCCUAGCUCAGCUGGAUUUCCAGCAGUACUACGUCAUCGUCGAGCAGGCACUCAGAACUCACUCUCAAGAAUGUGUAGACGCUAUCACUAAUGCUACACAGCAGAUUGACGUGAUGCUCAAACAUAGAAUUGGACAGACGAAUCUCAGCGAGAAAUUCAAGCUUUGCGAUCAGAUCGAUCCAUCGAAGACCAAGAAGAAUGAUAUCUCCAAUCUGUACGAGAAUCUUGCUGGUAAUUUUGCUGAAGUUGUUCAGUACAACAAGGAUAACCGGGAGAGUUCGAAGUUCGCCAAUAUUAGUAUCGACACUGUUUGCGAUAUUUUGGUGGAUCAGAAUCGAGGAAUUGCUGUUGAUAGAUUAGCUGAGGUCAGCAAUAUGAUGCUGAAUGCCAGUGGUGAAAAGUGCUUUGAUUAUAAGUACAGUAACAUGUUGGAUGAGAUGAGAAAUGUCUCGUGGAAGGCUGAGGCGUCUGAGGGUGGACGUCAGUGGACUUAUCAAACUUGCACUGAGUUUGGGUUCUUCCAGACUUCAACAGCAAAACCCAUGUUAUUCAGUGAAACUUUCCCAGUAGAAUUUUUCGUGCAGCAGUGCACUGACAUCUUUGGGCCCAGAUACAACAUCGAGUUGUUACGUGAAGCCGUAAAGGGAACAAAUACUCUGUAUGGUGGUCUUCAUCUAGAAGUGACGAAUGUGGUCUACGUUCAUGGAUCCAUUGAUCCCUGGCACGCACUUGGUAUCACACAAUCGUCAAAUCCCAAUACUCCAGCCUUCUACAUCAAUGGCACUGCUCACUGCGCAAACAUGUACCCAUCCUCUGAGCACGAUAUUCCUGAACUGGUGGAGGUACGCAAGAAAGUGGGGAAGAUCAUAGGCCAGUGGUUGGAUUGAGAAUGAACAUUUUAAAUAAUUUCUUUAUAAUUAUUAUUCCUCAAAUUGAAUCUCAAAGAUCGUACAGACCAAGACAAUGAUGAAGGCUGAGCAUAAUAAUAUUCAUGAUAUUUAUUAUCGCGUAUAUUAUAUUCUUUAAUCUCUAUAAUAGAUACACAGGAUACAGGGAACAUAUCUUUACAUAGACGUUAAAAUAAAUGAUUCUCCAAACGUUCGUUACACACCACUGGUAAAUUCGAUUAAGUAUACGUAAGUAAACAGAAUGAAACUGCCGAUUAAUGGCACUACUACGAAAAAAAAAGUAAAAUAAUUGUUCAAAGUA